Pyrenophora tritici-repentis Pt-1C-BFP is the source of this 1338-nucleotide messenger RNA. Lineage: Eukaryota; Fungi; Ascomycota; Dothideomycetes; Pleosporales; Pleosporaceae. The record is from RefSeq and is a predicted model, not a curated record.
AUGGCCAAUUCAGCGCGCAAGAAACAGCAUCUCUCUCCGGAGCGCCAUGUACAAAUGACUCCGCGCAAUGAUGCGCCCCUCCAGCUCAUCACACCGUUUCGCCGCGCCAUUAGUGCAGGCCCCACCCCCGGGAGCAGAAGGACGCCAAUUGCUCGCACACCAGUGCUUGCCCGCGAUAGUCGUCCUGUAGAACCCUCUCCGCAACUCCCACCCCCGAGAACACGACACUCAGCUCUCGAUCUUCCCGAUGUCGAAGAUGGCCCACAUAUCGCUGCUCCCCGACUCUCCAUGCCCCUUGAUAACAUGUACGAUGACGAGGAUAGUUUCCACAGCGCACCACCACGGCAAUCGCUUCUCCCUGACCUACCUGACGAUGUCGAUGGCGGGACCGUACAGUCUCUCGAGUUUGGACGUAAAGCCAUCAGUGAGGAUCCGCGCAUGUUUGGAGGAAGACAGAGCGAACGGUUUGGAGACUUGAGUGAGCUCGGUGCAGUGGAAGAGGAGUACGAGAUCGAUGGUACAUUCAUCAGCAGACGUGCAGAUGGAUUGCUUGAUCAGACAAUCGAUGGAGGGUUGGACGAGGACGAUACGACGACACAAAUGCGUGCAUUGACUGGGCGGAGAGACGGACGUCCAAGUGAUGUGAACCUGGGUGUUUUUGGCGAAGUCGAAGACGACAUGGACGAGCCCACUUUCCGCUUCCAAAUACCCGAACGUAUACGUUUGCCGGUGCAAGAAGACCAACGAGAGGGACAGAGAGAUCAGGAAGUUGAGGAAGACCAGGACAGGGAUAUUGGUCCACAGGAUCUACCCGAUGAUUCGGAGAUGCUAGACGACAACGAGCAGGAGAAUGAAACCUUAGCUUUGGACCGCAACAAUCUCAUCGAAGAUGACGGCAUGCUAGGCUGGGAAUCAGAUCCUCCGGAAGAUGAUGAUGCUGAACUAGCAGCCUAUCGAGAAGAGGAAUCGGCGAUAGACCGCAGUCUACAAACAAAGUCGCCCGAACAACGCCCUCCGGUGCAGCUAAAGGGCGUCCGGAAGUCCAAAGAAUACAUGGUCUCGGCGCAUGGCAUUGGGUACCCUUCAUUCCCGGCGGCAUCAGUCAAGAAGCUCGCCAUGGGUUUCAUGAAGUCGCAGGGGAGCAAAGGUCAGCUCAAUAAAGAAGCGCUCGAUGCUCUCGUGCGUACAACCAACGACUUUUUUGAGCAGAUUAGCGGCGAUCUCGCGGCAUAUGCACAACAUGGCGGACGGAAGAUGAUUGAAGAAAGCGACGUCGUAGCGCUUAUGAAACGUCGGUUCACUAACGACGAGCAGAACCCGGACGACUACAGACAGUAG